UCACAUGACAUUCAGAGAGACAGAAACCAAGGCUGGUAUUUGGGAAAGGGUUCAACUCAGCUGCGUUGAAAUGACUGGCUCAGCCUUUAGCUAUUAAAACACUUUCUAAGAAUUCCUUUGGUGCACGGCUCACCAGAAAGUGUGAAGCUUUGAAUGUGGACAGACAAAGGUUUCUAGCUGACUCACUUGGGAAUAUUAGUUUAUUCUGGAAAAGCAGGGCCCCAUUAUCAUCUUUCAACGUUUGGUCAGCUUUAACUAGAGAUGGGUGCUCUGGCUUUAUUGAUCCUUCCAUUAUUGCUGGUUGGGAUUGCUGGCAUUGCUUACGUUUACAAAAGAAUAAUGCAACUGAUGUCCAAAUCAGCUGUGCGGAACAAAGUGAUCGUGAUAACUGACGCUAUAUCAGGACUUGGGAAAGAAUGUUCCAGAGUAUUUCACAGUGGAGGAGGUCGAGUAGUCUUGUGUGGCAAUGACUGGGAAAAGUUAGAAGCCCUGCAACAAGCCCUAAUUGAUGUUGCUGACCCUAGUCGUACAUUCAGUCCAAAGCUUGUGCUUUUGGACCUCAGUGAAACAGGGAAUAUUCCUGAGGUAGCUAAGGAAAUCCUCGAAUCCUAUGGGUGUGUGGACGUGCUAAUUAACAACAGCAGUCUGAAAGUUAAAGGAGAUGCUCUCAAUGUCACUUUGGAAAUGGACAAGAAGAUAAUGGAUGCAAACUACUUUGGACCAAUAUCCCUGACUAAAGAACUUCUUCCCUCAAUGAUCUCCAGACACAACGGCCAGAUUGUGUUAGUCAACAGCAUCCAGGGGAAAUUAGGACUUCCAUUUCGUUCAGCCUAUGCUGCUUCUAAACAUGCAAUACAAGCUUUUUUCGACUGCCUGAGGGCUGAAGUUGCAGAAUUUGGGAUCACUGUGAGCACCGUGAGCCCAACAUUCAUUCGCUCCUAUCACCAAAUGCCAGAGGCUGGGAAUUGGGAGGCGUCUAUUUGGAAAUUUUUUUUCAGGAAGUGGGCCUAUGGUGUUCACCCAGUGGAAGUAGCAGAGGAAGUGCUAUACACAGUGAACAGAGGCAGCAAGGAAGUGAUGAUCGGAAACCCAAUGCCCAAAGCAUUUGUCUUUUUACGAACAUUCUGCCCUGAGAUCUUUUUUGCAAUUGUUGCUGCUGGAAUUUCAAACCAAUCCACAGCAGAAGAAGAUCAAUAAUCUUCUUUGCUUGUACUUUACUGUUUCUACAUCUUUACUGCUCCAUCUUUCCAUCUGUCUCUUCCAUGUCUUACGUUUAUUGUUUCUUUCUGAUCCACUUAUCUCUCCCAAUUUGCCUGCUUUUAGAAUAGCUUCUUCCAUAAACAUCACUCCAAUUUCCUAUUUUCUGUUUUGUUUUCCUAUUCUGAUGUCUAAUAUCAUCUGUUUCACCUUUAGAAGCUUAGUGGUUUAAAUUGAGGACAGGUCACAUAAACUUGGCUUGCAUUCUCUUCACUAUAGGAGAUUGCAGAUAAUCUGAUGGAGGUGUUUAAAAUGUGAAAAGGAUUUGACAGGGUAGAUCCAUAUGACCUAUUUCCUCUGGUGGGGGAAUCAAGAGUAAAGGGAAAUAAUCUUAAAAAUAAAGCUAGACCAUUCAGGAGGAAAAUCAAGAAACACUUUUUCCACACAAAGUGUAGUAGGAAUCUAGAACUCUUAUUCCCUAAAGAGUUUGUGAAUGCCAGGACAAUUGGUGCUUGUAAGAUGGAGAAAGACAGAUUUAAGUUAGGUAUGGAUAUCAGGGUAUGUGGAGCAAAGACGGGUAAAUGGAAUUGAGGUGCAGAUCAGCAGAGUAGGUUCAAGGGUCUGAAUAAACUAAUAGUUAUAUCUUUGCAUUGUUUUAUCUCUCUUUUGCUCUCUAACAACAGUAAGAGUCAAUUUAUUUUUGGUCCUAAUCUUCACACUGUUACAGUACUAUGCUCCUGUGCCAUUCCAUUACUCUAGCUUCUUGGGAUUGUUAACAGCAACAUAAUGGUACAGGACAACAAGGAGGAAAAGGGAUACCCCCAGCAUGUUGGCAAAGAUCGCUAGCUGUACGUCUGUGAUCAUCCUCCCAGGGGUUUACAAAUUAGAUCCCACUCCCAGUCCUGACUCCAGGCCACGUCUCUCGAACAGCGGUACUCUGGCUGCAUCCAAUCAAUUUUACUGAUUGUACAUUGAAACAAUUAAUCAGCCUUAUAUAACAGGUGCUGUAAGUACUUGGGAAAGCAGCACUAAUGUUGUACCUUUGGAGACAGGCUGGAUAAUUUGGCCUUCCAGGUCAGAGAAGGACAACUGAAUUACAGGAAAAGAAAGUUAGCCAAGGAAAUGUGUACCCUGAUGGAACUGAAAUAUUGAGGCAAAAAAUUAUAUCGAACACUUUUCUAACUUAGGUGUUGCUUAUGAGCUUUGUGGGAGUUUUGUAGCCAUUUCCACAUUCAGAUAGGGAGAAACUAUUUCCUCUGAUGGGGGAGUCCAGAACAAAGGGGCAUAACCUUUAAAUUAGAAUUGCGCUAUUAAGUGGUGCUGUUAGUUACCACUUCUUCACACAAUUGAUACUGUAAACCUGGAACACACACACUUAGAAAGCUUUUGAGCCUAGGCCAAUAGAAAAUUUCAAAACUGAGAUUAAUAGAUUUUUGUUAGGCAAGGAUAUUAAGGAAUGUAGAACCAAGAUGGGUAGAUGGAGUUUAGAUAUGGAUCAAUUAUGAUCUAAUUGAAUGGAGGCUAAAGCUUUAGGGGCUGAAUUAUCCCCUCCUGUUCUGAGAUUCCUAUUUUCCUACAAUUUACACUUGCUCUUGUUGAUUCAGUUUUCAGCAACAAAAAUAAAACUAAGUAGAUUAAAUGGUUUGUCACAAGAGAUAUAUUGGUAUAAAUGUAAAUUUUAAAAAACAUGUAACACCAAGGUGCAAACCUGCUCCAUAAACAAUAGUCCCUAAUUGAAAUCAGUACGGUAUUUUUUGUUUUAUGAGUAACCUUAAUUUUGAAUGAAAGAGAGGAAAUUGGGAUUGGAGUAUAAUUAAACACACCUUCUAUCUGAUACAUGUCCGCGAUCGCUGUAAGGCACAGAGACAGCUGACUGGCUAUCAUUUCACAGUCACUGAACAGAAAAUCAAUCAAAAGAAAAACACAUCAGUCCUCACAAGCACUUACACAAUGUACCUCAUGAGUUUAGAAAUUCACAGCACCUUGGGGCUAUUUCAUGAGGUAUCUGUUUAUAUCAUGUGCAUUUUAAAAUCUUAUCUUCGCAUUUGUAAAUAAAAAUCAUGAAGCAAUUAUCGCUGUCACACCACAUCAUGAUUUAGUAUUUACACAAUAAUAAAUAAAACUAACUUUUUACACCCCUCCACAUCUCUCAUCCUCUCCUGAUGAUGCUGACUCAUAAUAAUAUAUGGCUCCACAUGGUACCACAACAGUUCUCCGGUAGGGAGUUUAGAUGGUUAGUGUUAGUACAUUAUCCGACUUUGAAAGGUGCCACAGCUAAAUUUGAUCCUAUUUUCACUGAUGUUCCACACUCAUGCAUGUUCCAAUGUAUAUAAAGCAGCCAAAUGCAAGAACCCUGACUAGAUUUUCUGCUUCUAUGGAUUAGAUGCAACUGAAGUACAAUUGCGUUACUUCCAUUGUCAUCACUACUGAAAUUAGUCAACUCAGCAUCCAUUAAGAUUAAACCUGAACCGCCCUGAUCAGUGUAGACUAGCGGUGCAUUCCCCCGCCAAGUAAUUUAGGGAGCCUCAUCCUUUUUUUAAUUAAAUGUAGGAACUUGAGAAACAUGUCCUGAACUCAGUUAAUUCUGCGUUGAUAAAAUUACUCUUGGCGAUAUUAAAGAAGACAUUGUGCAUCCUAAAAUAUUCCUGUCCUCUAAUUUAGUGGAAGGAUUAAGCCACUUAAAAUAAAUGGGUUAACGCUUGCAAUUUAAACAGCUGACAGCAAAACGGAGGAUAAACAUAUUAAGCUUUGCUCUGCUAGCUCUGCCAACUCUGAUUUCUAGUCCAUAAUUUUGACUGAGCAAGUUUGUAUGCAAUAUUAUUUAUGUAAGAAAAAAUAUACAAUUUGCUUGCAAGUUCUUAAUGUUCCAGCUUCAACAUGCAAUCUCUUAUUGCUCUGUGGAGUUUACCACUAAUAAAACAACACAUUUCAUUCUC
This is a messenger RNA of Carcharodon carcharias (great white shark), 4133 nucleotides long. It is a transcript of the gene dhrs7cb, whose product is annotated as dehydrogenase/reductase (SDR family) member 7Cb. The record is from RefSeq and is a predicted model, not a curated record. Gene Ontology annotation, molecular function: all-trans-retinol dehydrogenase (NAD+) activity. The coding region runs from base 262 to 1197 and encodes 311 amino acids. Gene Ontology annotation, cellular component: sarcoplasmic reticulum membrane. The transcript is spliced from 7 exons. Lineage: Eukaryota; Metazoa; Chordata; Chondrichthyes; Lamniformes; Lamnidae. Gene Ontology annotation, biological process: regulation of release of sequestered calcium ion into cytosol by sarcoplasmic reticulum.